AUGCUUCUGCUUUUGUGGCAGAAGGUGGCCUGGGACGAAUGCUUUCUGAUCUCUAUCUAUUCUUUUGUUGACCCUUCACCGGCGGAGGCGACCACGUGCAGCAAGCUCUGCUACGCCUUGAAGUUGGAAGGAGAUGAGCUCAAGUGGUGCAAGCACAGGUGUACUGCGAAGUUUGGCAGCCAGCUGAAGCCGGGAUUAGACCACUACUGCAAGGAGUGCAAGCACUUCUGCGAAGACCCCCCGGCGACGACCACCACCACGACCACCACCACCACAGAGAUUACUGAGUGCCCUUUCUCCACCACCACCAAGGAUGACGGAGAUGACGGCAGUCGGAGGCGCCGCAAGGAUGACGACGGGUAUGAUGGCCGGAGGCGCAAGGAUGACGGGUAUGAUGGCAGUCGGAGGCGACGCAAGGACGGGGACGACUGA
Messenger RNA from Symbiodinium natans, 432 nucleotides. The record is from the annotation of a GenBank genome assembly. NCBI's taxonomy places the organism in Eukaryota, Dinophyceae, Suessiales, Symbiodiniaceae.